AUGUCCGGACCCUCAGUCAUACGACGACAGACAAGACCGAAGAGUGCUGAUGUCGGUGGUCUUCAUCUCGCGACUGCCAGUGAAUCUCAAGGUCAUGGAUGGGUCGGGAGCUCGUCUGCCCUGCAGACCCAGUUCGCUGAAUUAUUAAGCGAUAUGUACAACGAGACGCUCCACGCUGUCAACGAGCAUAAGCAUGAUUUCACUGUGUCCGCCGAUCUGUCUCCAGACGUCCGCCGUCGCCUCAUCUAUUCUCUAAACUCGUGGAAUUUCGAGCCUCACAAACUACCUCCAGAAGAAGUUUUGGCAUGUACAAUGAUCCUGUUCGAAGCCCUCUUUCGUAUCGAUGGGAUGAAGGAGGCAGUGGGCGUGUCUCUCCAACAAAUGGGUCCAUUCAUACACCAUCUACGGCAAAUAUACCGUUACGAAAACUCGUAUCACAACUUUGAACAUGCUCUAGAUGUGCUCCAAGCCUCAUAUUCCUUCCUCAAAUCGGCCGGGAUGGUACCCUCUCUGGCUAUCUUGCUUUAUAACGGACGGAUGUGGAGGAGCCACCGGCCGUGCGACAGUGGCCCUCUCAUUACCUCUCUUGGAUUGUGUGACCUGUUCUUGGUGUGCAUUGCCGCUAUAGGACAUGACGUUGGACAUCCUGGGUUUACAAACGUCUUCAUGAAAAAUGCGCAGACCCCUCUUUCAGUCGUGUUUAACGACCAUUCUGCUCUCGAACAGAUGCACUGCUCUCUCCUACUCCGAAUGAUGCAGCAUCACGGGUUGGGUGCGGUCCUGGAGCGGCCCCGGGCGAGACGUCUUUUGUGGGAGUCAGUCAUGGCCACCGAUAUGAGUGUCCAUGCUGCUUUCAUGGAAAGAUUUUCACGAACAGUGGCCGGAGAGGCAGCGUCGAUCACCCAAAGGAAGACUCUAAUAUGCCAGGCCAUCAUAAAAUGUUCAGAUAUCAGUAACCCCAGUCGGCCGUAUCACAUCUCACAGCAUUGGGCAACGGCGCUUAUGGCCGAAUGGACGUCACAAGCCCAAUACGAGAAGUCGUUGGCGUUACCCUGUACUGUGCAGUCAUCUGAGACGCCACUGAGCGAGGCGAAUUCUCAAGUGUUCUUCAUCAAAAUGUUUGCCCGGCCGCUGCUGGAGUUGGUGGCGAAGGCCGUUCCAGAAAUGCAAGUAUACGCGACACAGUGUACGUCCAACCUUCAUGAGUGGGAAACGCGUAAGGCGGAUCUCGAACGGCAACCGAUGCCCUCCAGGGCCACAAAGAAGACAGAAGAGUACAAUGACUACAAUAAUGCCUUCCCGCUGACCCUUCCGCUGGCACACAACCCAGAGUGGAACGAGUGCCUAUCGUCGGAGAGUGACGAUACCGAAAGUCUGGCAUCUUCGACUCUCUUUUCGCAAGGAACGACAUACAGCACAGAAUUGUCGGUAAGGAGUGGACAAGGAUGUGCCGCUAUUCGAGCAGCUGCCGGGAAGGCGGUAAGGAAGCAGAAAAGCAUCGGUAAUCGGAAUUCCUGGAGUCCGGUUGGAAUGCGGGCUCCAAACGGAGACGUCGUUGCGACCUUGGUGAUGGGAAGGAGGACGAAAUUUGGAGAUGUGUGA
This is a messenger RNA of Desarmillaria tabescens, 1602 nucleotides long. RefSeq lists its product as uncharacterized. The coding region runs from base 1 to 1602 and encodes 533 amino acids. Gene Ontology annotation, biological process: signal transduction. The transcript is spliced from 5 exons. Gene Ontology annotation, molecular function: 3',5'-cyclic-nucleotide phosphodiesterase activity. Lineage: Eukaryota; Fungi; Basidiomycota; Agaricomycetes; Agaricales; Physalacriaceae. The record is from RefSeq and is a predicted model, not a curated record.